This is a messenger RNA of Paramecium tetraurelia, 846 nucleotides long. RefSeq lists its product as uncharacterized. The transcript has 2 exons. The record is from RefSeq and is a predicted model, not a curated record. Lineage: Eukaryota; Ciliophora; Oligohymenophorea; Peniculida; Parameciidae.
AUGAUAAUUAUUUUAAAUUACCUAAAGGCAAUGAAACAGUUUAAGACCCAAAUGGUCCGGCAAUAUUUCUUUUAAUCCAAGAGUUAAAACAAUAUUAAGAAAAACUUUAAACACUUAAAUAUGAUAAAGGUAUUUCUGGAAUAUUGGAUAAGCUUUAUGAAGGAUUCAUAAAAUUAAAUUUAGAUGAAAUUCUAAGAUCCUUUUAACAGAUAAGGUUCGUAUCAAAUAAGUAAUGAUCCCUCUAACAUUCUGAAAUCCAGCCAUAUCCUUCCUAAUAGAAUUUAGUAAAAACAUCUGAAUCUACUCGAAUUAUAGGUGUAACACAUUUAUAAGUAAUAGUAUCUUAGGCAAAACAAGUUAAGCAAGCGUUUGGAUCAGAUUCAUGACAUGACUCACAUAAAGGAUUACAAAAAAAUCCAUAUACUUAAAAGUUUCUUAUUCUUAUUUUAUUUCCACUUGUAAAAGGUGUAAAUUCAACAGAUAUUGAAAAAUUCUUUUGUGGAACUUAUAAUUUUGUGGUAACUAUUUUUGAAAAUUCAAAUGAAUAUUCUUCAACAUCAUUCCUACAAUUUCUACUCUGUUACUUACUUUAAUAGAGUUGGUAUUUUGGAUGAUCCAUAAUUCUAAAUAAAAUUAACAGAAACAGUUGAUGAUGAAGAAUCUGAGAUAGGAAAAUCAUAAUAUAUAUCGAAAAUGACUUAGACUUACUAGACAGAAAUAGGAAUGGAUUUCAAAAUUAAAUCAUUCGAGUUGUCAAGUACUAUUUGUUAUUCUCCGUUAGUAUUACAAGUUGCUGUUUCAACACCGCUCAUUAUCCACCCAUCUUAAUUUAGCGUUAGAGUUUGA